Molecule: messenger RNA, 3492 nt
Organism: Dermochelys coriacea (leatherback sea turtle)
Lineage: Eukaryota; Metazoa; Chordata; Testudines; Dermochelyidae
Gene: CXCR5
Product: C-X-C motif chemokine receptor 5
Exons: 3
Coding region: 80-1195 (371 amino acids)
Biological process (GO): B cell activation; chemotaxis; lymph node development
Cellular component (GO): membrane
Molecular function (GO): C-X-C chemokine receptor activity
Source: RefSeq, a predicted model, not a curated record
UGCUCUUCCCAUUGGUUGAUAUUCUCUGUCAGAGCCUCUACCUAAACCACUGGAGGAGAAAAACAGUGCCUCCCAAAUAAUGGGGCCCUACAGCAUCUCUAUGAAGGGCUAUGACAUGAAUUUGCUGGGGGAAUUCAGUGACUAUGACAAUGACAACACCACAAGAUCCUAUGAGGACUACUUUUGUCCAGAUACAGUCUUGUCUCCGGCUGGUGAUCCCACACAUCCUUUCAAGAAGAUCUUCGUGCCCUUAGUCUACCUUCUGAUAUUUCUUCUGGGGACCUUGGGCAAUGCCCUGGUAUUGAUCAUCCUGGAGCGUUACAAGCGUGCCCGCACUACCACCGAGAACUUCCUCUUUCAUCUAGCCCUGGCCAAUCUGGUGCUAGUGCUCACCUUGCCUUUUGGCGUGGCCGAGAGCUUGACUGGCUGGAUCUUCGGCACUUUCCUCUGCAAAGUCCUCAGCGCUGUUCAUAAGAUCAACUUCUACUGCAGCAGCAUGCUCCUAGGCUGCAUCAGUGUGGAUCGCUACCUGGCCAUAGUGUAUGCUAUCCACACCUACAGGAAACGCAGAGUCAGGUCCAUCCACCUCACUUGCCUGGCCAUUUGGUUCAUCUCCCUGCUGCUGACCUUGCCCGAUCUAGUGCUCAUGGAGGUCUGGUCAGACAAGAGCAACCACAGUGUCUGCAAUUUCCAGCAAGUUGGGAUUCAUGGCAGCAACAUGUGGCUGGCAACCCGCUUCCUGUAUCACAUUGUGGGUUUCUUCGUGCCCCUGCUAGUCAUGUGCUACUGCUAUACAGCCAUUGUGAGGACCCUGUGCCACUCCCAGCGGUUGCAGAGGCAGAAGGCCGUGAGAGUGGCCAUCCUGGUCACAGGGGUGUUCUUAUUCUGUUGGAGCCCUUACCACAUGGUCAUCUUUUUGGACACGCUAGACAAGCUGGAAACCUUACCGAGCGAUUGCACCUUGGCGGACCAGCUGGCCACCAGCAUCAUGGUGACAGAGGUGAUUGGCUUCACACAUUGCUGUCUCAACCCCAUCCUUUAUGCCUUUGUCGGUGUGAAGUUCCGCAACGACUUCUUCCGGAUCCUCCGUGACCUGGGCUGCAUAAGCCAAGAGACCCUGCAGGAGAUCCUUGAUGUGACGAGGAAGAGCAGUGGGAUUGAGUCGGACACCAUCACUUCUAUCAGCACCUUCUAGUGGGGAAAGAACUGGGCCCGGAUAGACUUUGGUGUUCCUGGCCAGCAGAGCAUGUAAUGCCCUUGGUACAGGGCUCAGCUCUGUGCCUCAGUAUCAUCCCUACCACUUCCCUCCUUUCCACAAGAAAUUAAAGGGCACCAUUAAAACAGCAAAUAUUUGCCAGCCAUUACCACAUAUUUACUUCCUGUGCUAAGUAUGUGGAGAAAUGGUUUGUGGUAGCCCUUGGCAAAUACUGACUUUACAUAGCAACCACUGCAAAGGAGCUGGCUUGGACCCUAGCAAGUCAGCUCUGAUACUGCAUCGUCCCUACUGAAGGAGCCCCAACGUGCAGAGCCAACCACCGAAUUGGGCCCUUAGAAAGUGACAAACAGGAAAUUCCAGAAGAUGGAGAGAUUUUUAUCAGAGUAAUGGAAGAGUAUGAUUUAGUCUGUGCUACUCAUUAAGGUGCUCAGAAGAAAGUGAUAUAGCCCAAUUAUUUCUUUUAAUUAGAAACAGUUCUAUGUUUAAUGAAAAUUAUGUAAAAUAUGAAGUUUAGAGUACGUUUCAGUUACUUGGGCACAUAGCUGCAUGUUACUCAGCAUUCUGGUCAGUACAAAGGGACUGGACACUGUUCUUCUGACUGCAUCACAGAAUCUGGAAGUUGAAGAGGCCUGAGAGACAGCCAGCCCGUCUCCUGUUGUGCCUUUCCUGGGGCUUUGGGCAGUUUGGGUGCCUUGGUCCCAAAUGACAGUAUUUCUGCGACUCACAUUGGGAGACUCUUUCAUAGGCCCAAAGACUUUACUGUCAGGAAUUUCUUUACUGCCCAUGAGCUGCACACUUUCAAUCCAUUUUAUUGUUCUUAAUAAUUCCAAUUACUGACUUACUGGAACUAAUUGAUUUCCUUUGAGGGUGAAUAUUCUCUGAGCAGGCCCUGUCCAGCCUUGUAACUGAAUGGUGGCACAGACCUCUCCUACUUUGAUUACUAGCGAGGGGAGGAGGGAAAGAAGGCUGAAUGUGUUACUGAUUUGCUUUGGGGUUCAGUUGCUGUAUCUCUUGGGUGUUGAGAGCAAGAAUUCCUGUUAUUCCAGAGUAAAACAGAAAUGAAAGGAGAAGAGUUGUUGGGGGGGGGGUGGAGGGAGAGGAGGGUUUUUUUGUUUUUGUUUUUUUCAGGGGGAGACAAGGGAAAGUUUUUGCUAUGCUUUGUACUGUGCUUUCAGGCAUUCUAGCUCUACCUGCAUUGAUGGUGUUCUUAAACAUUUCACUUACUAGAUUUUAGGGAGAAAAGAUCUGAACUUUGACUUCAUACGAGAGUUGUGGGUACCCAGCAGCUCUUAGGAUCAGGCCUACUUUACACAGACAUGCACCAAACUAACAGCAGCAGCUUUAACCCACAGCUGGGGUUAUUUCAGUGCAAAUGUGUGCGUAGAGCAGCCAUAAGGGACUCUGUUUAACUGUGCUGUUUUCCAUUUGCUGUUAUCACAUCAACAGGGACAAUGUGUAGGCAAUGCUGCUGCUUUCUUUACAUUUUUCUUAAUAGGUAAAGUGUUACUUUAGCUUGAAAUGUAUGUUAUAGGUCUGUCUAAAGAGCCACUGGCCACCACUCAUCCCAGGCACAACCUAACCACAAAUACAUUUGUAAAAAUCGGCUCCAAAAUUAACCUGCUUUGCUAGGCAAAACUAAAACUAUUUCUGCUGAUCAGUAUUAAUUUCAGUGUUGUCAAACUGCCCAUGUGGCAGGGUGGAUGUUUGAGCUUUGUGCUAGGGUCACUAGUAGCAGUCACCCAAUAAUAAAGAGACCAACUUCAAUUCACUCACCCCUUUCUCAGAAGAAGAAUCUGUAGGGGAAUUAUCCAUAUUUAAAGGAUCACCUCUGGGCUAAAUUCAGCCCAAAAUGGAGGAUCGGUGAAGCCUUUUACUAACUCUAAUCCCAGCAGGAAAAGGCCAAGGUUUAGAGGUUAUUUUUUUUUUAAAUUCCAAGGGAUGUAACUUUAACAAAAAUAAAAAACAAACAAACAUUCCCUGCAGUGUUCACAGCACAGCCACCGAGGACCCCAGUGAAGCUGAUGAGGUUAUUCUUAUUGUCCAAGCAGGGAGAAAUGCCAAAAAGUUUGUUUAAACUGUGCUACUGGGGCAAAGUCUAGCUAAAGUUCAUAUAUUAUUUGAGUGUUCAUAACUGAAAGGGGAUAUUUUGAGGCUUUUUUUUUUUUAAACUAUAGCUUAUAUCUUGUGUCCCUGUAAACUCACCAUAAAUUUUGUCUGCUGUGUGUUUUUUUUUUAAAUGAACUAUAAUGAUUAAUUAAAAUAUUUUUUCCACCUUG